AUGGCGACGCCAGAGAUUGCCAUGACAAUUGGGGGGCUUUCGCGGCGCAUUGCAUGGAAGCUGUGUCGGGAUCGCAAGGUGCGCUGCGGCGGCGAGCAGCCAGCAUGUGAGAAGUGCAAACGGGCAGGAGAGGAGUGUGUCUACAUCCCGACGCAGAAGCCGUCCAAGGCUGAACUGGCACAAACGGUUGAGACAUUGCAGAAGCGACUAGAUGAGGCAGAGGCGUAUAUUGUUCGGCUCAAAACUUCAUCGAACUGCACCACACUCACCUCGCCGUCCGCUCUUAAUUUUGAAACGCCACCAAAUGUGAUUACCGACAACCAGCUGCAGCAAAUCGGUCAUGUAUCUUCUGACGUUCACGAUGGGCCUGCCAGCAACUCUGUCAAUGUUGGCAAUAUCUUGGAUUUGUUACAUAACCAGCAAGAUCUACAUACAUCUGGACCGGGACCGCGGGAACAAUCUCAACCCCUAGCCGACCUGCAAAAUUUAUUCCCUAUCGAUGAGUACAUUAAUAUCGACUCGUCCAGUCUCGAUUUCUACCCGCAGAAUGGACUUGGCCCACAGAGGGGAUUCGACGAAGCGACAGGCGCAGCCAUCCUCGAGCCAGUGACGAAAUUCUCGUCAGCCAUCUUCCAGACCCAGGCCGAGACAUUGGUGAUGGCAUCAGUGGUGGCCGACUACAUCGCCUGGCUUCGCAAGGCACCUCCUGGCGGCGGGAUACCAGCCGGAGCUGAGAGCCCAGUGUAUCUGGGCAUGCUCGAUAACCUUGAUCCUCCGUGA
Diaporthe citri is the source of this 780-nucleotide messenger RNA. RefSeq lists its product as uncharacterized. The record is from RefSeq and is a predicted model, not a curated record. Gene Ontology annotation, biological process: regulation of DNA-templated transcription. The transcript is spliced from 3 exons. The coding region runs from base 1 to 780 and encodes 259 amino acids. NCBI's taxonomy places the organism in Eukaryota, Fungi, Ascomycota, Sordariomycetes, Diaporthales, Diaporthaceae. Gene Ontology annotation, cellular component: nucleus. Gene Ontology annotation, molecular function: zinc ion binding; DNA-binding transcription factor activity, RNA polymerase II-specific.